CAUAUGACACAGCUCCACGCUAAUCCUCCUCUAUAAACCACACAUAUAAAAAUAGAGGGAUUCAAUUGAUUCCUCGAAUUUAGAUUAUGGCGACGCAAUUUCCCCCACCCUCGAAGCGCCAGAAACGUGAGCAAGCCGAGCUCAGUAGCAAACAACAGGACGUCCCGCAGAUUCCAGACGGCACAGUGCGAAUUCGAUUUGUAGACCAGGCGACAGGCGAGACAGGCUCAUUACCAGUUCUUACCGUUCCUCUCUCUCAAGCGUCGACCAAGAAUCUCGAACUCUUGCUCAACGAGCUCAAGGAUCAGAGCGAUGACAAAAUCCCGUACCGAUUUUUCCCAGACGGAGCGAACGAGGCCCUAGGUGAUAGUGAAGACAUAUACAAUGCUCUUGUGAAGCCAGGGAAAGCAUCUUCAGAAAACGAGAUUACGCUACAGUACGCACCACAGGCCGUGUUCAGGGUCAAAGCGGUAUCAAGAUGUGCGGCAGCAGUGUCUGGGCACGGAGACAACAUCCUCGCGGUGCAGUUCUCCCCGGAAAACUCGAGCAGAAUGGCGAGUGGAAGUGGCGACAAGACGGUCAGGAUCUGGGACUGUGAUACAGGCACUCCGAUACACACACUCAAAGGCCACACACGCUGGGUUCUCGCAGUCAGCUACUCCCCCGACGGCUCUCUCCUCGCAUCCGGCGGCUACGACAACGAAGUACGGAUAUGGGAUCCAGCCACCGGGAAACCAAUCAACGGGCCUCUGAAAGGCCAUACCGGCUUCGUCACCUCCCUCAGCUGGGAGCCCUUCCACCUCCAGGAACCCAACCGUCCCCGCGUAGCAUCUUCCUCCAAGGACGGCACAGUUCGCAUCUGGGACGCAAUAGGCGGGAAGAUCGACUUCGCGCUCACCGGCCACAAAGUCAGCGUGACGUGCGUGAAAUGGGGCGGAACAGGCCUCAUCUACACGAGCUCGCACGACAAGACCAUCAAGGUCUGGAGCGCCGCCCAGCAAACCCUCAUGCACACCCUUUCCGGCCACGCCCACUGGGUGAACCACCUCGCCCUCUCCACUGACUUUGUCCUACGCACCUCCUACCACGACCACACGCGCAAGCCCCCAACCACCCAAGAAGCCCGCCUCGAAAAGGCCCGCUCGCGCUUCGAGAAAGCCGCAACCAUCAACGGAGAGAUCGUCGAGCGCCUGGCCACCGCCUCGGAAGACUGCACCCUCAUCCUCUGGACACCCCUCACGUCCACGAAGCCCGUGACACGCAUGACGGGCCACCAGAAGCAGAUCAACCAGGUGUGCUUCUCGCCCGACGGCACGCUCCUCGCAUCAGGCGCCUGGGACAACCACGUCAAGCUGUGGUCCGCCCGUGACGGCAAGUUCCUCUUCACGCUGCGCGCGCACGUGGGCCCCGUCUACAUGCUCAGCUUCUCCGCUGACAGCAGGCUGCUCGCCAGCUGCAGCAAGGACACUACCCUCAAGGUAUGGGACAUGCGCACUGGCAAGCUCAAGCAGGACCUCCCCGGCCACAAGGACCAGGUCUUUGCGCUGGAUUGGAGCCCCGACGGCGAGAGGGUCGGCAGCGGCGGCGCGGACAAGCAGAUUAGGAUCUGGAGGAAUUAAAAGCCUCGCAGGGUGUAGCUUGGGGGAAAGGGAUGGGGCCCGUGGGUAGUGGAUAAUGGGUAAUGGAUUGCAAGUAGUAGAUACCAUGAUCUUUAGACCUAUGCUUUGUAGAUAUGUAGCGUGCUUUAUGUUCACUCUUGGCUGAGAGGAACAAUAGAAAAG
Molecule: messenger RNA, 1781 nt
Organism: Aaosphaeria arxii CBS 175.79
Lineage: Eukaryota; Fungi; Ascomycota; Dothideomycetes; Pleosporales
Product: WD40 repeat-like protein
Exons: 1
Coding region: 87-1619 (510 amino acids)
Biological process (GO): ribosomal large subunit assembly
Cellular component (GO): nucleolus
Molecular function (GO): protein binding
Source: RefSeq, a predicted model, not a curated record